CGGAUCACGGUUAGUUGCAUGUCUAAAGGUUACAUUAGGUUAGUUACCUCAUACUACAUAGUACAUACAUACAUACCUACAUACCUACUUCAUCUUUUAAUUAUACAACAUUGAAACAUUGAACAUCGAAUAUCACCCAACCGAAUAGACAACCUGGAAUUGAAACCUGCGAACACAAGAUCGUUACCGAGUUCAACUUCUAAUCGAUUGACUCUGCCAUUGGAAUGAAUUAACCUUACACUUCAGGAGGAGCAACUACAUUAUUAUCCUCACGAACACAGCAGUCAACCCCUUAGGACGAUAAGACAGGGCACACCUUCGCAAUGGCACCUCGCAUUGAGGCUCAGGAGAUCGAGACGUACUGGAACAUUUUCUCGACACGAACCAAUGGCGGGAAGUUCUUGACGGGCGAGCAGGCCGCACCUUUACUAAAGAACAGUGGUCUGAAUGACGAUCAGCUCGAGCGCGUCUGGGAUGUCGCUGACGUUGACAACGAUGGAAACUUGGAUUUUGAGGAGUUCUGCGUCGCCAUGCGCAUCAUCUUCGACAUAGUAAAUGGUGAAUACGCUGAAGUACCCACGACACUCCCCGACUGGCUCGUCCCCGAAUCCAAAGCACAUCUCGUCCAAGCGACCCGCGCCAUCACGGGGAAACAAGUCCAGUUCGAACAGGUUGACGACGACUCGGAUACCCCGGGCUUGAAAGACGGCUUCGACUGGUACAUGAAUCCUCAAGAUAAGGCCAAGUACGAAUCUAUAUACCAAGAGAACCGAGACAUGCGGGGGGAGAUGGCCUUCAAUUCACUCUCCGACCUUUAUGAAUCCCUCGACGUCCCCGACACCGACAUCCGAUCCGCCUGGAACCUCAUCAACCCAUCAGCCUCAUCCAGCAUCAACAAAGACGCCUGCCUCGCCUUCCUACACAUCCUCAACGGCCGACACGAGGGUUACCGGAUCCCGCGCACGGUACCAGCAUCCCUGCGCUCCUCCUUCGAGCGCAACCAGAUCGACUACCAAAUCGACAGCGCCCGCAACAACCCAGCAGCCUCCCGCUGGGCCGCCAAGGCCGACGACUCGACGACGACAGGCCGCAAGGCCAAGUUCGGCGACCAGUACCUCACGCGCCUCGGCCGCGGCGGCUUCAAGGCCACCGGCACCGACUUCAGCAACGCCCAGAGCGACGAGCAGUGGGAGGAGGUGCGGCUCAAGAAGCAGCUCCAGGAGCUCGAGGACAAGAUGGCCAAAGUCGAGGCGCAGGCCGCGCAGCGCAGCGGCGGCGGUAAGCGGGACUCGAAACCGGCGCUCGUGAAGCGGGAGCUGGAGCAGUUAUUGGACUACAAGCGUCGCGAGCUCCGGGAGCUGGAGGAGGGCGCGGGCAAGGCAAAGGCGGGGAAUAGUCUAAGAGGCGUCGCGGAGGAUCUGCGCACGGUCAGGGAGCAGAUUGAUGGGCUGGAUGCGCAUUUGGCGGCCCGGCUGCAGGUGCUGGAGCAGUUGAGGAGGGAGGUGGAGGAUGAGAAGGCUGGGAGAUAGGGGGGAGAGAAAGAACGGUAUGUGUUUGUGUGUUUGUUUGUUUGUGUGUCUGUGGAAAUUAGGGAAGGAAGUGGAGAGAAAAGAGGGAAUGUCACAUCGCGCUCAAGCUUCCCAUGAAGGAGGCCGUAGAAGACGCAGAAGAAGAAAGCCUCGAUGUGAUUACCUAGAUCUUGCCUGUUCUGCUGUGUAUGAAGACAGACAAGUACCUACUAGGUACGUACCUAGGUAGGCAGAUGGAGGGAAUGGGGAUAGGUGAUAGGUGAUAGGGUAGGUAGGGUCGGAUAGGGGAGGGCAGGGCAGGAUAGGAUAAGAUAAGAUAGCUGAUGGGACCUUAAGUCUGUGAUACAACAACUGUGAUAUAAUACAAAAGUAAAGUAAAGUAAAGUA
This is a messenger RNA of Hypoxylon fragiforme, 1916 nucleotides long. Its product is annotated as actin cytoskeleton-regulatory complex protein. Lineage: Eukaryota; Fungi; Ascomycota; Sordariomycetes; Xylariales; Hypoxylaceae. Gene Ontology annotation, molecular function: protein binding; calcium ion binding. Gene Ontology annotation, biological process: endocytosis; endosomal transport; actin cortical patch assembly. Gene Ontology annotation, cellular component: mating projection tip; plasma membrane; cytoplasm. The coding region runs from base 324 to 1529 and encodes 401 amino acids. The record is from RefSeq and is a predicted model, not a curated record. The transcript has 3 exons.